CUCUCCGGUGAAAGCACCGACUCAACCGGACCGAGCACUUCUCCUUUUGCUUCUUUCUGCGGCAUCACUGCGCCCGGAGCCCCGUUUGUUCUUCUCCUCUUCCCGGAGCGCCGGGCCGUGGACAGCGGGCACAGGGCGCGGAGGGGACCGCGUCCCCUAUGAUGGACGGACCCCCGGUACCGACCAACGGACAGCGAGCCCGGCGGACCCAGCGUAGGGGCAGCGAGGACUUGUGAGUCCAACCGGUUACCGACGCACCGACGGCGUCUUUACUGGAUAUUUUUUCUGCAAUGUCUUUCGGAAGGAGACGCGGCUGAGGCACCGGCUCCUCCUCCGCCGGUUCCCGCUGUCCGUCAUCCUCGUCAACGGCUUCUGAUGGUUUUAGCUAACGUUAGCUCCGGUAUGAGCUCCACCGGACAUUCCUGCCACGUCUGACCGGGCUCGUGGAGGUUGAGCUGUAACUGCUGGUCGUGACACUGGAAGUUUUUGGAUGAGAACCGGUGACCGGGCCGGAUUCUGUGCGGAGGGACGCCGGGCGGAGAGGAGCAGUAGGCGGCGGGGAACCGGACUGAGCUCAGCCCCGGGGCGAGAGAAGCGGCGAGGCAGCCAGAGGAGGAUGUGAAGAUGGGCUUAGGUGUCAGGCUGCUGUGGCUGCUGAUCGGCGUUCUGCGGGCUGUGCGCGGCCAGGGCGUGUACGCGCCCCCUACUGUCCACAUCCUGCCCUCGGCUCAGGGCUGUGCCGUGGAGGAGGAGCGUGAUGCUGAGAGGGUCUACACCGUCAGGGAGGGGGACACCUUGGAGCUGCAGUGUCUGUUCACAGGACACCCCCGACCACAGAUUCGCUGGACUAAGGCUGGAGCCACCGAUCACCUCAACGACUUGUAUCUGCACAAUGAAACUCUGAGGAUUGAAAACAUCAGCCGCCACCAGGGGGGCCGCUACUACUGCAAGGCUGAGAACAGACACGGGGUCCCGGCCAUCCGCUCCAUCCGGGUCGAGGUCUACUUCCUCGAUGACCCAGUAAUCACUGUGCAUCAGAGCGUUGGAGAAGCCAAGGAGCAGUUUUACUUUGAGAGGACGGUGUUUCUCCGCUGCGUGGCCAACUCCAACCCCCCCGUCCACUACACCUGGAGAAGAGGCCGGGAGGCGCUGACGCAGGGCUCGGACGCAGGGGUGGAGAUCUACGAGCCUUUUUUCACACAGGGCGAGACAAAAAUCCUGAAGCUGAAAAAUCUCCGUCCUCAGGAUUACGCCACCUACACCUGCAUCUCGUCCGUCAGGAGUGUGUGCGGCAUCGAAGACAAGAGUACACACUUCAGCCUGAGCAACCAGACAGCGCCCCCCUCCAUCAAGCUCCUUCUGGAGGAUCCCCUAGUGGUGAACCCAGGGGAAACCAUUACGCUGGUGUGUGUGGCCUCGGGGGGAGACCCUCUCCCCUCUCUGAAGUGGGUGAGGCCAGGAGAGGAGGAGCUGCCGAAGAGGAGCAUAGUCAAACGCGGCACGCUGACGCUGACGGCCGUCACCCUGGAUGACGGCGGCACCUACACCUGCGUGGCCUCCAACAACGUGGGAAACCCUGCGAAGAGAAGCACGUCCAUCCUGGUCCGAGGUCUUCGUAAAGGCCGGUUCUGGAUCACUCCUGACCCGUACCACAACGACGACAACAUCCAGAUCGGUCGGGAGGUGAAGAUCAGCUGCCAGGUGGAGGCCACACCCCCAGAGGAGCUGCAGUUCAGCUGGCUGAAGAACGGCCGACCGCUGAGGAGCUCCGAGCGCAUGGUGAUCACCCACACCGACACCGAUGUCUCCCCCGGAACCACCAACCUCGACAUCAUUGACCUCAAGUUCACAGACUUUGGCACCUACACCUGUGUGGCCUCGCUGAGGAACGGAGGGAUCCCCGAGAUCAGCAUUGAUGUCAACAUCUCCUCCACCACAGUCCCUCCAGAGCUGACCGUCCCCAGGGGCCGCUCUCACCUCGUGGUUCAGGAGGGCGACACCGUGGACCUGCAGUGUCUGGUCUCAGGCAAACCCAAACCCAUCAUCCUGUGGUCCCGGGUGGAGGAGGGUGGAGCGGCCGUGGCUGCUCCUGCCUUGAUGCAGGAUGGUUCGGAUCAGGUGGAGAGCUAUGACGGGGUUCUGAGGAUCACCAACGUGACCAGAGACAUGAGUGGGACGUACCGGUGCCAGACGAGCCAGUACAACGGCUUCAACGUGAAACCCAGAGAGGCGCUGAUCCAGCUGGUGGUGCAGUUUCCUCCUGUGGUGGAGCCAGUCAACAUAGAAAUCCGUCAGGCUCUGGGCCGGGCCUUCGUCCUCAGCUGCCACCUGCUGCGAGCUCACCCAGCCCGUCUCCUGAGGUACGAGUGGAAGCUGGGCUCCCGCCUCCUCACGGUCGGACAGUUUACUGACCAGCAGGGAGACACCGAGUACCAGGUCCGAGCUCUGAAUCGCGAGGGCUACGGCGAGUACACCUGUGACAUCACCAAUGAGGCGGGGGCGGGGCGCUGCAGCUUCCUGGUCACAGGAAAGGCCUAUGCUCCAGAGUUCUACUACGACACCUAUAGCUCUCUGUGGCAGAACAGACCCACUGUCUACAGCUUCAAGCUGCAGUGGACUCAGAUGGAGCCCAGUGCAGUGGACCGGAUCCUGGCCUACAGACUCAGUUUCAAACAGGUGGGUCAGUCUCGCUGGUGGGAGCAGGAAAUACCGAUCGACGGAAACAUCGGCGUCGGGGAACUGCUGACCUACAACCUGACAGAACUCGUCAAGCCAGAGUCCUACCUGGUCCGGCUCACACCCAUCACCCGAUUCGGAGAAGGCGACGUCACCGAACGGAUCAUCACCUACAGCCGAGGAGAGAGGAAACGAGUGUUGAGGUGUCACAGAAAACCUGUCAGAAAGCUAAAAACAGCAAAAGUAAAAGAUGAACAAAAAGACGAGGUCAGAGGAGCUUCUCUGUGUCGACAGGAUGCCACUCCUGUGAACCCACAUCUCAGGGAGUUCCAGUGUGGUUUCGAAGACGAGGCGUUGUGCUUGUUCUCUCAGGAUAAAAGCGAUGUGUUCGACUGGACGCGUCACAGCGCCACCACACGAGACACCAAGUACACACCGAACACCGGGCCGAGCUCCGACCACACUGGCUCCAAGCAGGGUACCGACACACAGAACCAGGAUACAACACACAAUACGAGCUGGGUCUCACCGGGUUUCUACAUGUACAUUGAAACGUCGCGGCCACGGUUGGAGGGAGAUAAAGCUCGGCUGCUGUCUCCCACAUUCAACACCAACUCCAAGGUGUCCUCCAACCCCCACAGCCCCACCUACUGCCUGGCCUUCUACUACCACAUGUACGGAAAGCACAUAGGAGCUCUCAACGUGUUGCUGCGGCAGAAAGGUCAGACCGUCACAGAAGUCUCAGUCUGGAGUCUGACUGGAAACCAAGGAAGUCGGUGGAUGCAAGCCAAGGUCACCAUCCACCCAACCACAGCCUUCCAGAUUGUGAUGGAGGGAGUCCGAGGUCCGGGUAUAGAGGGAGACAUCGCCAUCGAUGACGUCAGCAUCGAGGAGGGCGAGUGUAAAGACCUGCCCCCCAACAAUCUAAGGUCACUCGCCCCGCCCUCAUUGCCACAUAUAUGGCAACUGUGUGUCAGUGUGAGUGUUGCUCUGAUUGGCCGACAGAGAUGACCCUUCCACUCAGCAGGACUCCACUGCGUGUGACUCCCCCAACAGAUCCCAUCAUUCCUCUCCAUUGGACCCCCCCACCCCCCCGCUACCAAAGACGUGGUCAUAGCUUCAGAGAGGAGGCUGAGAAAAGAUUAAGAGUCGCAUGGAGAAGUCGGCUUUGUUUGCUGCGGUGGUUUACUGGUUACAUUUACGUUGUUCUUCAUAUACACCAAUGACCCAGACAAUCAAAAAUUUAAGACUCCUUCCUACAGCGGCUGCAGUGGCUGUUUACUGUGUAGACAUGAAGCACACGACUCAUCUUUGGCGUAGGCCAGAUGCUGUAGCAGCAAAUCCCAGGACCGGGUGAGGAGUUUAGUCAUCGAACAACGAUCAGUCGACACACAAGCUGUAAAACCAGCACCUCUGCUAAGACCGGAACCUCUGACCCAUGGCGUCCAGGAGGCGCCGCCCACACAGACUGAAGAUGAUGAUGAUGAUGAUGAUGAAGUUGAACAUGAAGGAGACCUGAGCUAAAUAACAAGCGAAUCCAAGCCGGAUCCGUUUGUGUUUGACCUGUAUUUGUGAACCAGUCAGUGAGUUACUGUUGGCUUCAUGUGUGUCAGUCAGUUGUUUGAAGCCUUGCACUUUAUAGUGAACGUAAAGUCAUGAAGUGCAUCUGUCCAUCACCUUAUCGGCCCCCACCCCACCCCAGGUCUUCUCCUACAGGAGAAUGUUACUUUUUAUAGCAGGCAGAUUGACAGAGCAGUAUUUUUUCAACCUACGUGUUUUUUGACGUCAGUCUGUUUAAGAGUUCACCCUCUGCCAUGACAUCAAGUGCCUUCAGACUAGCAGAGGAACAAAUGAACAAAGGAAUUAAAUAAAUAAAUAAAAAACAGAGAAUCAAUUAAACCAUUGAAACCAAGACUAAAGGAAUCAGCAGCAGUAAAGAAGUCAUGACAGAAAGACUGGCCACAGACAUGAAAACAGACUUAUAGACAGGAAGACAGACAGACCACAGACAGGAACACAGAUGGUACAACUACAGACGGACCACAGACAUGAGGACAGACUGACCGCAGAAAGGAAGACAUAGCGCCCACAGACAGGAACACAGAUGGUACAACGACAGACUGACCAUAGAUAUAAAGACAGACUGACCACGGACAUGAAGACAGACUGCCUACAGACAUGAAGACAGACUAACCACAGACAGGAAGACAGACUGACCACAUACAGGAACACAGAUGGUACAAUGACAGACUGACUACAGACAUGAAGACAGACUGACCACAGACAGGAAGACAGACAGGAACACAGAUGGUGCAACGUCAGACUGAUCAUAGACAUGAAGACAGACUGACCACAGACAGGAAGACAGACAGGAACACAGAUGGUGCAACGUCAGACUGAUCAUAGACAUGAAGACAGACUGACCACAGACAGGAAGACAGACAGGAACACAGAUGGUGCAACGUCAGACUGAUCAUAGACAUGAAGACAGACUGGCCACAGACAAGACAGGAAGACAGAAGACUGACUACAGACAGGGGGACAGAUGGACCACAGACAGACUAGAAGACAAACUGACCACAGACAGGAAGACAGACCCUCAAAUCUGGAACCGGACCUUUCACAAUAAAAUGAUGGUUCCUAAGUCUUUAUGACGGUGGUAAUACCUGAGACCGUCACUUACCUUUAAUACAGCAGCUGGAAGAACAGUGAAUCUACUAAUGAGACAGAAACAUCUCAUCUGUCCACUAAUAAGCACAAAAAGGGGACGUCAUUUAACAUAAUGGAACAACUUGCAACCUACUUCAAGUGGUACAAAUAAAAUCUGUGAGUCGUGUGAAAUAGAGCCUUGCAAAAGUGGGACUUGAAUAUUACAAUUUUCAUCCUUUCUACAUUAAAUGUUAUGUAAUACUAAAUGGAGUUUAUUUUGAUUUUAUGUCAUUAUAUACAAUUAUAUUACAAUUAUAUAUAAUAGAAUUUGUUUUCAAAGUUCAGUGUCAAAUCACUGGACUGCCAGAAACGAAUCAUUUCUACUUAAAAUGUCUUGAGUUGAACGGUGUACAUUUGUAACGUGUGUUAUGUUACCAUUGGAUGAAAGUAAACGUGAUGCAGAUCUAUGAUGAAGCAAAGAAUGACUUUAUGUGAUUUGUGUUGUUUUUGGCAAUAACAAAGUAUUUGAGCUUCUGGGUCAGAGGUUCCCCAGCAGAGAACUUUUCUUCUCUGCGUCUUUCUUCACUGCUGAGCUCGUGCAUUUAUAUCACUUUAAAGUGUGUUUGCUUCUGAUUAACAGCAUCACAUUUAUUUAUUUAUUUAAUCAUUUCUGUCUGUCUGUCUGUCUGUCUGUCUGUCUGUCUGUCUGUCUGGAUUUAAACUGUGCAGUGGUGGUUUGAGCCCAGAUACUAUUAACCAGACACAACCAAGCCCAUUGUCUCCCCGAUGUUGGAGCUGCAUUGUAGCUCGUGUAGAAACGCUGAAGAAACAGAUUCUACAAUUUUUGUCACAUUUCAAAGUUUAGUGAAAAGGCAGGAAACUAGUGGAUCCACAUUACAAAAACUGUUAACAGAUACUUGACACCUUUUGAAUCAAUGUUCUUUGUCCUCUACAAAACACAAACAGCAUCAACUUAGUCUGCAGUUUGUAACAAAACUACAAAAACUACAAAAACUGUCAAGCUCUAACUAAAGUGGCAAUAAUUGAAGAAGAGACUGGCGUUACUCAGGCUUCGACUCGAGACCAGUUAGAUUUUGUCUGUUUCAGAACCUGACAAACUUCUAGCUGUCGAGUCGCUGCAGUGGAAAAACAUGUCCUGUUUUUUUCCCCGGAGUCUGUGUCAUUUCUAUUUAGAACAUUUGGGGGACGGCCAAUAAAAUAAGUUCUGAAACUCUG
Betta splendens (Siamese fighting fish) is the source of this 6561-nucleotide messenger RNA. It is a transcript of the gene mdga2a, whose product is annotated as MAM domain containing glycosylphosphatidylinositol anchor 2a. Bases 625 to 3687 code for a protein of 1020 amino acids. Lineage: Eukaryota; Metazoa; Chordata; Actinopteri; Anabantiformes; Osphronemidae. Gene Ontology annotation, molecular function: protein binding. Gene Ontology annotation, cellular component: plasma membrane; axon. Gene Ontology annotation, biological process: nervous system development; homophilic cell-cell adhesion; axon guidance. The transcript is spliced from 18 exons. The record is from RefSeq and is a predicted model, not a curated record.